Messenger RNA from Chaetomium strumarium, 2077 nucleotides. RefSeq lists its product as uncharacterized. Lineage: Eukaryota; Fungi; Ascomycota; Sordariomycetes; Sordariales; Chaetomiaceae. The transcript is spliced from 5 exons. The record is from RefSeq and is a predicted model, not a curated record. The coding region runs from base 183 to 1940 and encodes 585 amino acids.
CCUGUCUCUUCCAGGUUAUCUAUUUUCCAGGUCUAUCCCCGUGCGACCCUCCCGACCAACAAUAACUUAUGUUCAGGCGGAGAGGUGCGGAGAGGCACACAUGUGAGGUGUCAAUCCCCUCAAUCUCCGUGCCAGAACGAUAGCGUCAUGGCCGGUGAUGGGUUUGUGCGGCGAGGUCCAUAAUGCCAGCCCAGGGUCGUUUCCCGGCUCCCAGCCUUCCGCCCGUCGACGACGAAGCAACCAUCCCCUUCUCCGACCUCUUCAAAAGCGGCUUCGAUCCUGCCACUCUUGAUGCGACGACCCAGCUCGCCGACCGGAGCAUUUUUGUGACGUCCAACGGCCGCCGCUAUCGCUUUGAAAGCGUCUCAGAUCCCGCUCCAGCCUAUGGUCGCGUGCCAACCUCAGCAACUCCCGUUACUAGCCCACCAUCCUACUUCCCGACAUCGCGAUCAUACGAGAACCCUUCCUAUAAUGCCGUAGGCUGGGGAAGAGGUCCGUCAAGUGCGAGCUCAUAUUCCCCCGGCGCACAUCCGGCCCAACCGGAGUAUGCUGGGACCACCGUCCCGGCUCCGGCGCCCACUGCCGCUGCCCACGAAGUCACGAGUAUGAUGGCGCGCCUCAGCAUCGAUCGCUUCGGCGCAACGCCACUAUAUGGAGAGUCGGACGGAGGGGUGCAGGCCGCCGAGACCCUGACGGAUCCCGAUGUUGGUCCAAGGAUGCUAAUGAGUCCGGCGAGUCCCGACGGCCUGUCAACAUCCCCAACAACAGACUACAUACAAGAACAACCACAACACCGACAACCACCGCCACCGCCUCCACCAGAUUAUGCGUCGGACGGGGUGGACUACGACUACGCCAGCCCAGGUGCCGCACCACAGUAUUGGACGAAUGUCAACUACGCGAAAUACACGGCGCAAACCUAUGCUCACCUCCAGAGCUCGCGGCAGAUGGCAGUGGCGGUUACCGGGCUUCCGUCACUGAUGGAAGAUUCUACACCAAUCACGUUUUCCUACACUGACGCCGAUCCUACGCCGACGCUGUCACCAGCUUCGCCCAGCAGGGAGGUGUGGGACGGGCAAGGAACCGGGAGUGGGCACCAUUACCCGCCGCUUCAUGCCUCAGUAUCAGCGCCGCCCGCUUUUAUGGGACAGCAACCGAGCUAUCUCCAGGUUCAGGUUGCUACGAACGAAAUCGAUACUCUGACGCCUGUAGUUGUGCAUGAUCCUGCGGCCUCGACUUUCAGUGACGGUGCAAGUACGGGCCGGGAUAAUGUCUUACCGGGCGAGGUUCUCGUGUUUGACGGACCAGUCAAGAGCGCCCAAACUCUGACAGCACCAGUCUUCCGGGACAGCCUGCUGAAAGUGUUUCGAAACACCCUUACCAACGAUCUCAGAUUCUAUUGCAGAGUAGAUCGCGAGUCUGAAACGUAUUGGAUGAAAGCAAGCAAUGCGCAGCUUGUCCCCGCCUACGCCUACGACCAGCGGCUAUCCAACGUCGUGUACAUCCGCGAUAAGGAGAGCGACAAGGGGAAUGGCUACAUGCAGGCUUCGCAGGGAAACUGCAGGCCAAGUGGCAUCUACCAGUUCUCUAGCCUGAAGGCACUCUUUGACUUCCAAGCGAAGCUCACAGGCGAGAAGGUCGUUCUGGACAUUGGUAGCGUCCGGAUGGUGACGCUCAGCAGAGCAAACAGUCGGUCGAGCACACAGUACUCCAGCGCUAGACUGCAAAUCUGGCAUGAACUCGAAGGGCGGAGGAGUGCCCAAUCAGACGUGGCCUCAUUCGUUACCGCCGGCACCACACUAUCAGGCCCGCUAAGGGAAAGGCUUGUCGCGAGCUCCUCGAGGUUGAUGUUGUAUCUGGGCCGAACAGGAGAGUUUAUUACCGCUUUCAGUACGGUGUUUAGCCUACCCGUGACAGGAGUUGAGUACAGUAAUUGCUAACCUAGACACAGUUACGGAUGAUCUGGAGAUCAAGGCCGAAGGACAAACAGUGGUGAAGUUGAAGCCGAGGAAGGGCCCGCUGCCCUUUUCAAGAAAAGGGUCACGGUGGCCGUGGGUCAAAGCACACUUAGAACCGA